AUGCCUGGCUCAUCGCUUUUUCCCGGGUAUCAUCUGGUCGAAGCGUUCGGACCAGACGAAGACUAUGAGCAGUGCGACAGCGAAGUUGAAGAGGAAGUGGUCUAUGUAACGCUCGAUCUCGGGACUGUGGAGCCAGCUCUGGUACCAAGCACCUCGUCCUACCGUCUUAUCGGCUUGGAUACGCCCACUCCGUAUUUGCAACUAUCUGGUACCACAUUUCGAGGACAGCACGAGUCCUUGUUAGGUACCGAGUUGUUAUUCACCGAGGGAAAAGAUGAUAAUGGCGACCGUAGCAGGAAAUCCCUCGUGCACUUCGGCUCGACAGAGCACCGUAUCCGCUUCAAGGAGGUGGAGCUGCAGGAGAAAAAUACUGGCAUAAUAUCCAAAGAUUGGGAAAUCAGUUCCACAGUGAGGAAGAGAAAUCCCAAGACCAUGAACCACUUGUUGGGCACCGUAGACAAUGACGCCUCGAGCUCUAAGGAUAAAAAUCAGAGUGGGUCUAGCAAAGCGAAGUCUAAGGCAAAAGGGAAAGGGAAAGGGAAGGGGAAAGAGAAGGCAGUUGGUCUACCCGAAGAUUCUGCCACCCAGUUGCCUGGCGAUACCCAGGCUCGCACAAAGUCUGGCAGAUCGCAGUCGAAGAAGAAGGACAAGGGAAAGGGACGAGCAGUGGAGCCACCUAUACCGUCCUCUGCCAAUGUACCUAGUGAUGCUCCAGCUGACGGCGGUCCCCAACCAAUGGAUGUCGAUGACGGCUAA
Messenger RNA from Sparassis crispa, 756 nucleotides. RefSeq lists its product as hypothetical. The transcript is spliced from 3 exons. Gene Ontology annotation, cellular component: transcription factor TFIIIC complex. NCBI's taxonomy places the organism in Eukaryota, Fungi, Basidiomycota, Agaricomycetes, Polyporales, Sparassidaceae. Gene Ontology annotation, biological process: transcription by RNA polymerase III. The record is from RefSeq and is a predicted model, not a curated record. Bases 1 to 756 code for a protein of 251 amino acids.